Erythranthe guttata (spotted monkey flower) is the source of this 1425-nucleotide messenger RNA. The record is from RefSeq and is a predicted model, not a curated record. Lineage: Eukaryota; Viridiplantae; Streptophyta; Magnoliopsida; Lamiales; Phrymaceae.
UGUGGUGAAGUUGACCUGUUAUGUAGUAUAAUGCACCACGCGCGGGCUCACGUUCGCAUUUAUCUCUCUUCUGUCAAGAUUCUCCAUCACCUCUCGAUAUUCUCAACUACGUUAAUUUUUCCUUAUCAAACGUUAAUCAAAAUAAAAUUAUGCAGCAAGAAAUUAAUUGAAGAACAACACUCCGAAAAUUUCAGCAAUAAUGGAGGCAAAUAAUAACUUUUCGAGAGAGACGGAACUCGAAAUGAAGAUAACAGAGCACAUACGAAACGAAAAAGAUCUCCGACUAAAAAUUGGAUUAAUCGAAAAACUCGCCCUCUGCAUGGAAGAGGAGGCAGAGGUUGCUUCCGGAAGGUUCUUAGAAUCCGACAACACAUCCGAAAUACUCAUGUCAAUCUCCAAAGAAAUGGCGGGAAAACUCCAAAUCGCUCAUGUAAAUCUCGUCGCUUCGAAUAACAGAGAAGAACAAGCAAACUCCAAACUUCGAGAUUUCGAAAAUCGGUUAAACGAAAAAGAAGCCCUAAUAUCGAAACUCUUAAACGAUAACGCUGAGGUAACGGAUUUACGAGAGAAUGUUCGAAUGCUAGAAGAGAAGGCCGCGAAUUUGACCGAAUUAAAUAUUGAAUUGACCGAAGAGCUCGAUUUUGUCAAGGGGAAUAACGACAGUAAUACGAAGAAGGCGAGUUUGCUCGAGAAACAGUUGAGGGAGUUUGAUGUACAGCUCCAACAUUCGAGGGCUUUGUCCGAAGCAAGCCAAGAGCAGCAGAAUAUGCUUUAUUCUGCGAUAUGGGAUAUGGAAACCCUAAUCGAUGAACUGAAGCAGAAAGUUGGUAAGGCUGAAAACGUGGCGGAAAAUGCCGAGGAAAAAUGUGUUGUUUUGUCGGAAAAGAAUUCGGAAAUGAGUUCUAGAAUGGAAUCCAUGGAGGAAUCUUUGGAGAAAGCUAGUCUCGAAAAGAAAUCGUGUGUUAAUGAAAUUAGUAUUAGGACAAGUGUGAUUAUGGAAAUGGUUACGGAAUUAGCAAUCGAGAGGGAGCGUAUAGAGAAACAGUUAAUAUCUUUGACGAAGGAAAACAAAUUAUUGAGAGGGAAAUUAGCGAACAAAAAAAAUAAUGCAUCUGUAGUUUUGACGGACAAUAGAAUCAAUGUGAAAGAAGUGUUUCUUGAUUCGGAAUCUGCAAAAUCGGGAAUCUCGUCGGAAAGUUUAACGGUGCAGAAAUUAACGGAGGAUGAUUCGAUAGACGAGAUUAACGAAGCGGGAUUUCCUUCUUCGGUAAAUCACAUCGUGGAGGCUGAGAAGUUCGGAGAAAAACGGAAUUAUCGAAGAAUAUAUAUAAUCAUGGCUAUUCUUGUUGUGGUGAUAUCAUGUUUAGCUGCACAUUUGUUUCAGAAAGAAAAAAAAAAUUAGACAUCCUUAAAGCUAUUCAAAAA